AUGAGGGAAGAUAAAGAAGUCAUCGACACCGACUCCGAUACCGACAACUAUAAUGGUGACAAUAAGCCACCGGCUCUGGACGAUGACCAAGAUCAGUACAUGGAUGGUUGGCGGGGAUGGCUAGUCGUUGCAGCGGCGUCAUGUUCGCUAUUCAUUUAUUUGGGAGUAAUCUACUCCUGGGGUGUAUUAGGAGCUGAGCUUGUGAAGACGACAACAUUUUCAUUAACGACAUUGACAUUCGUCGGCUCGCUAGCCACUUCGUUCAUGGUUUCGCUGAGUAUACUGGUUGGUAUGACGAUCCGACGAUUUGGAUACCAGAAGACAGCCUUUGUAGGUGCCAUUCUCAUGGGACUGGGCGAGUUCUUGGCCAGCUGGGUGACGGGGAACCUGGCUGGUCUAUUCAUUUGCCAUAGCGUGCUCUUUGGCGUGGGUGGAGGAUUGACGAUUAUGCCAUGUUCUACUGCCCCUCUGCGAUGGUUCCGUAAAUACCGAGGCCUUGCUACCGGCGUGGUCUUUGGAGGAGGCAGCCUCGGAGCCGCAGCCCUGAGUGUCGCCGCAAACCUGCUAGUAUCGGAGGUUGGUGUACCAUGGACUCUCCGGAUCUUUGGUCUGCUCGCGUGGGCCGUUUGUGUACCAGCGGCGUGCAUGAUCCGGCAGCCGAAGAGCACGGCUGACCCUGUGCCACAACUACAAUGGUACCGUUUCCGAGAGCGAGCGUUUAUCCUUAUCUUUGUGGGCAGUGGACUCGGCUGUUUCCCGCUGUUCAUCCCGUCAUAUUUCAUUCCGAUAUACGCGCGAGCUGUGGCAUCACAACGGGUCGCAGUUAUUAUCUUGGCAAUGUGGAACGUAGCGUCGACUGUGGGACGCGUGCUCGCAGGGUUUCUGGCCGACGCGGUGUUGGGGCCGUUGAACAGUCUUAUCUUGUCCCUGCUGUUGGCAGGUGUAAGUGCACUGGCUAUCUGGCCCUUUGCCGACUCUGUCGCUGUGCUGUCGGUAUUUAUUGUACUUAAUGGGCUUGGUUGCGGUGCCUUUUUCAGCCUAAUCCCAGCUGCGGUGGGAUCGAUGUUUGGAGCCAAAAAUACCAUGGGUGUCUUGCCGAUCCUAUGGGCUGGAUGGUUCUUCGGAUACUUUUUUGGCUCUCCAAUAGCCGCUGGGAUUUAUUCCUUGUCCGAUAAAAAUUCUGGAACUGCUGCCUACCGACCGGCUGCCUAUUAUGCGGGUGGCAUGUCUAUCGUUGGUCUGUUGUUCAUAGUGGCAAUCCGCUGCUUGUAUUCCCGUCAAAUCCUCGCCCGAGUUUGA
Molecule: messenger RNA, 1299 nt
Organism: Penicillium daleae
Lineage: Eukaryota; Fungi; Ascomycota; Eurotiomycetes; Eurotiales; Aspergillaceae
Exons: 4
Coding region: 1-1299 (432 amino acids)
Biological process (GO): transmembrane transport
Cellular component (GO): fungal-type vacuole membrane
Molecular function (GO): transmembrane transporter activity
Source: RefSeq, a predicted model, not a curated record